ACCGUGGUGAAUUUCGUCGUGUAACUGACACAGCAGCGACCGGUGCCUCGGUGGAGUUUGACGUGGCACUCUGCUUUCACGGAGACGGUGAAGAAGGACUCUGCCCAGUUGUUCAGGUUAUCAAAACUCUUUCAUCUUGGCAUGAGAAGUCAGUGACAGAGUUCACAAAAAAAAAUGAGUCAACAGGGUUAUGUUGCUGCACCCCCGUACUCCCAGGCCCAGCCAGGGAUCGGGGGCUACCAAGGUGGAUUUGGACCUGGUCCUUCACAGCCCCUUUACGGGCACUACGGAGGGCCCCCUCAGGCAUUCAACACUCCACCAGCAGGUAUGAUGAAAUCGCCUGUUUCCUCAGCUGCUGCCAUCCCUCCACCUCCAGUGUCCAAUCAGUAUAGUCCAAAUGUCCAGCAGAACGGUGCUCAUCCUCAAAGGUACCCUGCUCCGCCGGCUGUGUCUGCUCCUUAUGGACAGCCUCCUCACUCGGCAUACAACAGCAUGGCCUCACCUGUCCCACCUCCAACACAGCAGCUCACCAAUCAGAUGAGUGCUAUGAACUUGGGCAGCUAUGCCCCAGGUCCCAUGCAUAGCGCUGCUCCCCCGACAAGCCCUAUGGCCCAGCAGCCUUUCCAGACACCACCACCUCCAGCAAUGGGGCAGAUGCCUCCAGGACCGCAGUCACCCCCACCAACCAUGCCAAUGGGAGGCCAGUCGAUGGCAGGCCCACCCAUGGCAGGCAUGGGUAGACCCUUUCCUGGACCUCCUCCGACAGGCCCUGGAGGUUUCCAGCAGCCUGGUCCUGGACUUGCUGGUCCACCUGGAUUCCCACAGCAACCGGGUCAGUUUGGGGGACCCAUGGCUGGAGCUCAGCCAGGCAUGCCAGGAGCCUUCCCAACAGCACCAGGGGCACUGGCUGGCCCGCCUCAGAAGAAACUGGACCCUGACUCUAUCCCUAGCAUCACCCAAGUUAUUGAAGAUGACCAAGCAAAACAAGGUGGGCAGGUCUUCAGCACAAACAUCAGAGGACAGGUUCCUCCUCUGGUGACCACAAACUUCACAGUACAGGAUCAAGGCAAUGCCAGUCCCAGGUUCAUACGCUGCACCACCUACACACUACCCUGCACUGCUGAUCUGGCCAAACAGUGCCAAGUACCCCUGGCCUCCAUCAUUAAACCCUUUGCCAGUUUGCCAAAGAAUGAGACUCCUCUGUAUGUCGUGAAACACGGCGAGACGGGCCCAGUGCGCUGCAACCGAUGCAAAGCCUACAUGUGUCCCUACAUGCAAUUUAUCGAUGGCGGUCGUCGCUACCAGUGCAGUUUCUGCAACUGCGUCAAUGAAGUGCCAGUUUUCUACUUCCAACAUCUUGACCACAUGGGCCGCAGGGUGGAUUUCUAUGAGAGGCCUGAACUGUCUCUUGGAUCCUAUGAGUUUGAAGCUACCAUGGAUUACUGCAAGAACAACAAGCCUCCGAAUCCUCCUGCCUACAUCUUCAUGAUCGAUGUCUCCUAUACCAACAUCAAGAGUGGCCUGGUCAAACUGAUAUGCGAUGAGCUAAAGACUCUGCUGGAGAAGCUGCCCAGAGAGGAAGGUAUGGAGAGCUCUGCUAUAAAGGUCGGCUUUGUCACCUACAACAAGAUCCUCCACUUCUACAACGUGAAGAGCGCUUUGGCCCAGCCGCAGAUGAUGGUGGUAUCGGACACGGCUGAGAUGUUCGUCCCGCUGCUCGAUGGCUUCCUUGUGAACUACCAGGACUCAAGAGCUGUCAUCUAUAACCUCUUGGACCAGAUCCCUGACAUGUUUGCAGACACCAACGAGAGUGAAACGGUCUUUGCCCCUGUCAUCCAGGCUGGUGUGGAAGCAUUUAAGGCAGCAGAAUGCAGCGGGAAACUCUUCAUCUUCCACUCGUCCAUGCCCACUGCUGAGGCUCCUGGAAAAUUGAAGAACAGAGAUGAUAAAAAGCUGGUCAACACAGACAAAGAGAAAAUGCUGUUCCAGCCUCAGAAAGGAGUGUAUGAGCAGCUGUCGAAAGAGUGUGUGGCACAGGGCUGCUGCGUGGACCUCUUCCUCUUUCCCAGCCAGUACGUGGACUUGGCCACCAUGGCCGAUGUGCCUUCACACACCGGAGGCUCUGUCUACAAGUACAGCAACUUCCAGAUGGAGACAGAUGGGGAGCAUUUCCUGAGAGACCUGAGGAAAGAUGUGCAGAAGAGCAUCGGAUUUGAUGCCGUCAUGCGCGUUCGUACCAGCACAGGCUUCAGAGCCACAGACUUCUUUGGUGGCAUUUACAUGAACAACACCACAGAUAUCGAGAUGGCAGCUGUGGACUGCGACAAGGCAGUGACAGUUGAGUUCAAGCACGACGACACGCUCAGUGAGGAGACUGGUGCAUUCAUGCAGUGUGCCUUGCUGUACACCACCAUUAGCGGGCAGCGGCGUCUCCGCAUCCACAACGUCAGCCUGAACUGCAGCUCGCAGUUGUCAGAGCUGUACAAGAGCUGCGAGACCGACUCACUCAUCAACUUCUUCGCCAAAUCAGCUUACCGUGCCAUAUUGAACCAGCCUCUAAAGAAUGUGCGGGAGAUCCUGGUCAACCAGACAGCCCACAUGCUGGCCUGCUACAGGAAGAACUGUGCCAGCCCCUCCGCAGCCAGCCAGCUGAUCCUGCCUGACGCCAUGAAAGUGUUCCCGGUCUACAUGAACAGCCUGAUGAAAUCUGCUCCCUUGGUGGGCAGCACAGAGCUCUCCACAGAUGACAGAGCUCACCAAAGGCUGUCGGUCAUGUCCAUGGGGGUGGAGGACUCCCAGCUGCUGUUCUACCCACGCCUCAUCCCACUGCACAACAUCGACGUCAGCAGUGAAGCGCCGCCUUCUCCGGUUCGCUGUUCAGAGGAGCGUCUCUCAGACUCUGGCGUGUUCCUGCUGGAGAAUGGCCACUCCAUGUUUCUGUGGCUGGGCCAAGCGACCUCGCCCGACCUCAUCCAGAGCAUCUUCAACCUGCCAUCGCUCGCCCACCUGCAAGCAAACAUGUGUGCGCUGCCAGAGCUGAACAACCCGUUGUCAAGUAAGGUCAGAUCCAUCAUUAGUGGCAUUCUUGAAAAGAGGCCGAGCUCUAUGAAGCUCCAAAUCGUGAGGCAGAGAGACAAACCAGAGAUGCUGUUCCGUCAGUUCCUGGUGGAGGAUAAAGGUUUGCACGGCGGAGCUUCCUACAUGGACUUCCUUUGCUACGUUCACCGAGAGAUCAGGCAGCUUCUCACUUAACCCCCUCCGCCGCCCUCUGCCUCCCAUCCCCGACUGACCUGCGAGCAACACAGCAUCUAAUGGACCAAAACCUCACAGGGUCAGUCUGAGGAGGUUCCAUUUUAAUCUUGAUCUACCGAUUUACAAAGACAGGAAGAAAGACGAAACCAGGGAGAGCCCCGAAGCUGCCUUUACAACUCACAGUAUGAUCUUCAAAUAACAGCUUGUCCCUUGAGGAGUUUGAGUAAAUCUGGAGGAAUGAAAUGGACACAUCCAGCGUUUCCCGCUCAGAUACUCUGCGUGAUGGACCGACUGGAAUGACAUCAGUGCCUGAGGCUGAAAUGCGUUUUGGCAUAAGGCCCAGUGGGAUAAGCAAUAUAGCAUUUACUGUACAUUCAAUCGGUUAAAACAUUUUUUCCAUUUCAUUUUGUAAAUUUAUAAGACAAGGGGUUAUUUGUGUGCCGUACUGUAGAUAUUCCAAAGUCUUUGAUUGGCUCCCGAGAACACACAAGCAUAUAAGGAGUCUCAGCAAAUCAUUUCAAGGUUUUGUCAUCUUUUUUAAACAAAAAAUGCUGAAAGAAUAUUUAAACAACUUCACAGGUUUCUUCAUUUUAUCGCAUUUUUGUUACGUCUGAGUGGAAACGCAUUGCAGUAGAUGUUUAGACGGUACCUGGUAAUGCAUAAUUCAACCAGAACAGUUGUCCUGUUAUGACACCAUGAGUGAUUCAAAGCAUUCGAUUCACACAUGCCCCCACCGAAAAUCUAAUUCUUUGACCAUUUAUGGUGGAGACUUUAUCUUCACAAUGCACAGUGAUGCAGCAAACGCUUUGUGGCGGUGUUCUCAGUACAAGAUGAAGUGAACACAGCUGUUGCUCUCCAAACUGAACAAGAACCCACUCACGUGUCUCAAUGAAAAUGGCUUUUUCACCUCCCGACAGUACAAGAGUCACAGUUAGUGCUGAAAAAGGGAAAAUAUUUUUGAGCUCGAUUGUUGGCGGUUUGAAAGGGAAAAGUUUCAGGACCAAAUGUGAUAUUUUUUUCCUCGAAUUGACAACAAUCCAACAAAAUAAAACUUUUUUUUUUUUGAUUCGUUAAUGUUUGCCAUAUUUUUACGGGAAAGGAUUUUCACAGUAAACAAAAAAGGCAGUUAGGCAGUUUACUUUUGUCAAGAGAGACUUUGCCAAAGGGUAAAAGACAAGUGAUAAAAUUAUCAGUUAAAACUGGAUCCUCCUUUUAUCAGAUGACCUCUAGAGUAAAAGAGUUACUUUGCUGUUGAACCCAAAUUCAUCAAGUCUCGCUUACAAUAUAUAGCAUUUCAGUCUCGAAUUUCAGUACAGUUAUAGUGUCACAUUGCUUGUUUUUAUAGAAGGAAAUGCUUCUGUGUAAUUCAUGUUAUUCAUUUGAUAAAUAUUGUCUGACCUUGUGUAUGUACAGCCUACUAAGGUUUUUUUUGUGCAAGAAAAGUGCAACUUGUGUUUCCAAAAAUACUACCGCCUGCCUUACGUUGAUAAAAUAGUUGUUGAAAAUAUAUUACAAUAUACAUGUCGUAGAGGUCUUAAGAUUUCAGUCUAUCUGGUUUGUAUGCAAACUUAUCUCAGGUAAUUUCACCAUGCUUCCUAUUCUGAGUUGAGAGCAGUGAUUUGAAUCGAACUGGACAGACGGAUGUGUUGGUAGUGGACCUGGUUCCGUGUGCCAUGUGUAUUUCAUUCCUAAGCCAAAACAACCUUUUGUCGAAUUAAACUCUUGACUUUAACGGUUGUUGCUCAAGUUCGUUAACAUUUUGUUUACAAUUCAUCAUCGUCUGAGCUAUAUUAAAGUGGAAAAUUAAAAUCCUUCA
Messenger RNA from Acanthochromis polyacanthus (spiny chromis), 5068 nucleotides. RefSeq names its product SEC24 homolog D, COPII coat complex component (gene sec24d). NCBI's taxonomy places the organism in Eukaryota, Metazoa, Chordata, Actinopteri, Pomacentridae. The transcript is spliced from 23 exons. Gene Ontology annotation, cellular component: COPII vesicle coat; endoplasmic reticulum exit site. Gene Ontology annotation, molecular function: zinc ion binding; SNARE binding. The coding region runs from base 175 to 3252 and encodes 1025 amino acids. The record is from RefSeq and is a predicted model, not a curated record. Gene Ontology annotation, biological process: COPII-coated vesicle cargo loading; intracellular protein transport; endoplasmic reticulum to Golgi vesicle-mediated transport.